Messenger RNA from Rotaria sp. Silwood1, 2598 nucleotides. The record is from the annotation of a GenBank genome assembly. NCBI's taxonomy places the organism in Eukaryota, Metazoa, Rotifera, Eurotatoria, Philodinida, Philodinidae.
AUGACUAUUGAACAUUAUGAAAAAUCUUUAUUAUUUCAAAAGAAUAUUUAUUCAAAUUAUCAUCCAUUACGUAUACGAACAUAUUUUAAGCUUGCUGAAAUCUACAACAUAAUUGAAAAAUAUGAUUUAUCAAUUGAUUAUUACUUAGAAAUAUUAAAUAAUAAACCAUUUAAUGAUGAAAAUGAACAAAUUGAUAUGUUACAUAAUCAGCUGAUAUGUUGUUAUCUUAAAUUAAAACAAUAUGAUUUAGCUAUUAAACAUGCUAAUCUUUCAUUAAGAAUUAGUGAAAAAUCAUUAGAUAUAGAAAGAAUCGAAUUAUCAUAUAUGUUAAUGAAUGAUAUUUUCGAAAAACAACAAAAAUAUGAUUUAACUCUUGAAUGUUAUGAAAAAUUAGUUAAAAAGUCAAUUGAAUAUAAUAAUUAUGAAAUCAUGAAAAAAGCACGUUCAAAAUAUAUAUCAAUUAUGACAUAUUUGAUUAUUGAAGAAUAUGAGAGAAACUUCGAAAACAAUAUGAAAAUUUUGUCUGAAUUUUAUGAUAAAUACUUAUUUAAUGAGAAUUUUUUUAUCUUUAAUGAUUUUCAACAAAUAAUUUUGUCGAUAUCAUUAAUUUAUCUAAAAUUGAAAAAGUUUUCUUUAGGUAUUGAAUAUUUGCAAAUAAUAUUAACAAAUAUUGAAAAACUAUCAAAUAAUCAUGAUAAAUAUCGAAUUAUAUUUUAUUUAAAUUCACGAAUAGCAUGGUUUUAUGAAAAAGAUGAAAAAUAUAAUUUAGCUAUUAGUCAAUAUAAAAUAAUUUUAUCAAAAAUAGAAAAUCUUGAUAAUCACGAUUUAACAGUUUGUAUUAUUGAUGAAGCACUACAAUGUUAUGAAUCUAUUGGUCAAUUAUAUUAUCAAUUAAAUGAAUACAAUUUAGCGAUCGAAAAUCAAUUAGAAGGAUUAGAAUUAAUUAAAACAACAAAUGAUAAUAAAUAUCAACAAGAAAUAUAUGAUUUUAAUUAUAGAAUUACAAAUUGUUAUGUCGAAUUAGAAAAUUUUGAUUUAGCUCUUAUUCAUUAUAGAAAAUGUGUAGAAAUUGAAGAAAAAACAUCUAUUAGUGUCGAAGAAUCUGAUGAGAGUCUUUAUAUGUAUGAAUGUUUUGGUAACUUCGAUUAUGAAAAUAAACAAUAUGAUUCGGCUAUUGAUUCUUAUAAAAAAGCUUUAAAUAUAUUACAAACAAAUGAUGAUCCCGAAUCAUCAAUAUCUAUUGUUAAAUUCAAUUAUAAAAUUGGUUGCUGUUAUAAUAUGCAACAAAAUAUGGUUUUAUUUAUUGAACAUUUUAAAAUAGCUUUAGAAAUUCAAGAAACUAAUCAAUUUAAUUAUGAUAAUGUACAAACCAUGGAUAUGAAUUUUCAAUUAGGAUGGUAUUAUCAACAAAAUCAAAAAUAUGAUUUAGCUAUUGAAUAUUUUCAAAAAAUGUUGAAUAUUCAAGAAAUUUUAAAUAUUGAUGAUAAAUCUUAUUUUGCUGAUUUAUAUAUUCGUAUUGGUAAAUGUUAUGAACAAAAAUCAAUGUCUGAUUUAUCUCUUAAAUUUUAUGAAAAAGCUUUAGAAUUAUAUAGGACAAUUAUUGAACUCAAUAGUUUAGAAGAGAAAAAAAUUACUGAUAUACAUUGGAGAAUCGGUAAAAUCUAUCGAAAUCAACAAGAUUGGAAUUUAUCUAUAGAAUAUUAUCAAAACAGUUUAAAAUAUCUAAAUAUUUUGAAUACAAAAUUAGUCUUUGAUCUAUAUUCUGAAGUAGGAUUCUGUUAUCAACAAAUAUCUAAUAGUGAAAUCAUGACUAUUAAUUAUUAUAAAAAAGCAAUUGAUAUUAAUCCAUAUAAUAAUUCAAAAAUAAUUGAAUUCUAUUAUCAAAUUGGUAUUUGUUAUCAAAAAAUAAACGAUGUCACUAGUGCUAUUCAAUAUUUUAAAAUCGCACUAGAACAAUUAAAUGAACAAGCAGACAAAGAUUUUGUUCAACUAGUUGAUAUACAUGCUCAGAUUGGUUUUUGUUUUUGUGAUAUAGAAGAUUGGAAUUCAUCUAUGGAUCAUUGCUUAUUGGCAUUUGAAAUAUAUCGAAAUAUAAAGAUGUAUAAUACUGCUCUUAUUUAUCGUUUAUGUAUAACUAUUGCUCAUUGUUUUGGUCAAAAUGAUAUGUAUAAUUUAGCUAUUGAAUAUUUUGAACAAGCGCUAAAAAUUCAAGAAGAUGAAAAUAAUCAUAAUAGUGACAAAAAAUUUGAAAUUAUUCAUUUAAAUAAUCAAUUGGGAUAUUGUUAUUUUAUGUCUAAUCAAUAUGAUAUAGCUUAUCAUUAUUAUGACAAAUCUAUUGAAACAGCUAAAAAUUCAUCAUGUUAUACCCGACAUUUUUCUAUAAUUGAUAAUUAUGAAAUGUUUGGAUAUAUUUAUGCAUAUUAUCAUAAUAAAAUUCUUGCUAGUAAUUGUUUCAACAAAGCAAUAAAAUUAUUAGAAUCAACAGAACCAACUGACAUAGUAAAACUAAGACGUAUCCGAAAUUCAUUAACAAAACUACAAUACAACAACAAUAUUGUUAUGAUUGAUAUGAUCAGAUUAUUAAUUAUUCAAAUAUAA